Messenger RNA from Nothobranchius furzeri (turquoise killifish), 2787 nucleotides. It is a transcript of the gene serac1, whose product is annotated as serine active site containing 1. The record is from RefSeq and is a predicted model, not a curated record. Gene Ontology annotation, molecular function: protein binding. Lineage: Eukaryota; Metazoa; Chordata; Actinopteri; Cyprinodontiformes; Nothobranchiidae.
UGCACGGCUCACGCUGAUGACGUGAUAUUUGUGAGACAACGUUGUGCUAUGUUUAUGAUCAUAUGCUGCAGUCGUGGAGGACAGUAUUAUCGUCAUUCCUACAUAACCCGUCUUUUAAUAAAACAGAGGAGUGGAGGAUGUCUAUAGCAGCUUUACGUUUGAUCCACUGUCGCAGAUUGACUUCAGCUGGGUCUCCUGGAGUGAAAAAAGUGUUCCAGUGGAAAGCUUUAAGGAAAGUAGCUAAAGUGACUGGUGCAGUUGUUAUAGGGGGGUGUGUUUUUAUUACCUAUGAGAUGGUUGCGCUAGACAAGGCUGUAACCAUUGACACAAGUGCAAUCCUACAGGAGAAAUAUAAAUCAUACAUCUAUCUCAGAGCUACAGCCACUGCUGAAAAGAAAAACCUAAUUGCAGAUUUAACACACAAAACACAAAGAGAGCUUCAUAAAGCAGCAAGACGGUUCCUGGAACUAUCCUCCAGACUUUUCCUGCAAUCACUAGAUGAGCACUUAAGCCAUGUGGAUGCACACCCAUAUGAAGUUGCAUUAUGGGUGCUAUUGAAGAAGACUCAGUCAGCCAAUAAAGAUGUCCGACUGCAGGCUGUCCAGGAGAUUGCUGCCAAUCACCACUGGCAAGAUUACCAGUACCAAACAGCAGCCCAGAUUAUCGACCAGAGGACAGCAGUGGGCCUGGCCCGAACUCCUCAGGUGGACCUGCGAUUCUUCCGACACCCACUUCCACCGCCUGCUUUGGAAGAUAGUUUGUCUGCAGAGAAUGACCUACGCCAGCUGCUGGCAUCUCUUCCUCUGUCUGAGGUUGACAAAUGUGUUCAGUACUUCACCUCUCUGGCUCUGAGAGAGAGUGAUCAGUCCAUGGCAGCACAAAGGGGCGGUCUGUGGUGUUUUGGUGGUAAUGGGCUGCCCUAUGCUCAGAGCCUCACAUCUGUUCCUUCAGAGAAAGUAGAAACUUUCUGUCUGCAGGCUCUGGUCCAGCACUCAAAGGUACAGAGCCACUGUGACCUUAUUGUUUCAAAUGGGGGUCUACCUCUCCUUCAGAGACUGUACCAGCUCCGGAGGGAAUCCCUAAAGAUUCAGAGAAACAUUGUUCGCAUUAUAGGAAACCUGGCUCUAAAUGAAGGUGUCCACCAGGCCAUAUUCCAGUCUGGCUGGCUGCCUGUGUUGGCUGAGAUGAUGCAGUCUCCUCACAUCAUGCAGGCGUCUCAUGCAGCUCGAGCUCUGGCCAACCUGGACAGAGAUACAGUAACAGAAAAAUACCAGGACGGUGUCUACAUCCUCCACCCACAAACACGUGACAACCAGCCAAUCAAAGCAGACGUGCUGUUUAUUCAUGGGAUUCUAGGAGCAGCUUUUAAGACAUGGAGGCAGAAGGACCGCAGUACGUUAGAGGAAGAGAGGGACGCUAAAGGCAGCGAUGACUAUACAGAGUGUUGGCCAAAGUCAUGGCUAGCUGCUGAUUGCCCAAAUUUGAGAGUGCUGUCAGUGGAGUAUGACAGCCAUCUGAGUGACUGGAUGGCCAAGUGUCCAGCUGAGAAUCAAAGGAAGUCGUUGGCCUACAGAAGUCGAGAGCUGCUAAAUAAGUUAAAGCUGGCAGGAGUUGGAGAGAGGCCUGUGGUUUGGGUAGCUCACAGUAUGGGAGGACUGCUGGUGAAGAAAAUGCUGUUGGAUGCUGCGGACGACCCAGACUUGCAGGGAUUGAUAAAGAACACUAAGGGAAUAAUGUUCUAUAGUGUUCCUCACCGUGGCACCUUAAUGGCAGAGUACUCUGUGAAUGUCAGAUACCUUCUAUUUCCUUCUAUAGAAGUCAGAGAACUCUGCAAAGACUCCCCAGCUCUGCGUAACCUGAAUGAGGGUUUUCUGAAAAUUGCCAAAGAAAAUGAAAUCAAAGUGCUGAGCUUUGCAGAGACGUUGCCCACAAAUAUUGGUCCUAUGAUUAAGAUAUUUGUGGUCCCAACUCAGUCAGCAGAUCUGGGCAUCGGAGAGCUCAUUCAGGUGGAUGUGGAUCACCUGAACAUCUGCAAACCAGAGAAGAAGGACUCGUUUCUCUACAGACGCAGCCUCCAGUUCAUCCAGGAAGCACUCCAGAGAUACACAAGCCAAUAAAAGACAUACAAGCACAUCAGUAGUGACAUUAAAUUGUUUACUUGAAGUUUGAGGAACACUGAGUCCUUCCACCAACAAACUCAAAACCCCAAACCUCUUUUUGUACACGUUUACAACCAUAAUGUGAGAUGUUAACAAUCAUAAUGCAGACACAUUUAUUUCACACACUUACUAACUGUGAUAGAUAAACCCGAACCUCUGAUUUGUUAUCUUUUUACAUUUUCCUCCCUUAUGUUUUCAUUUUUACCGGUCAAAGUCAUGUUUCGAGUAAACUCAGAUUAUGAGAAGUACCACCAUCUUUCCAUUUUAGACCUUGCAGCCACAACAAAUAUAUAUUUACUUAAAGAUGCAUUUUUAAAAACUGCUUCUAUGUAGUUUUGAUCAGAGUAAUGGUUGAAAUGUUAUUUUUGUAUUCAUUCAUUCUACUGAAACGUGUUGUUUUUUGUGCCAAAUGGAUUAUUUGCCAAGCCUUUUUUAAAAUGGCCCUGAUUUAAUAUAUUAGGUCAACUCUAUUAAUUUUAUUACAUUAAUUAUGCAUCACAAUGGGCCAACAUAUACUAGAAAUGAGAAUAAAUCAAAUGAAUGAGUACAUUUGUUCAGUUUGACUUGUCUAUGCAUUCAUUAAAUGAUGUAUUAAAAUACUGAAUACAACAGAAUUGUUAAAUGGAAA